ACUUACUCCUAGCUCCAUGGUGAGCGUUAUUAGACAUUACGCACCGAACAUUUCCAACUUUUGAGUUUAUUUCGUUCUUUAUUAUUGAGUAAAAGAGCACUACUGUAAGUUUCUUUACGAAGUGGAACGGUUCGAAACCAUUUAUGUGUAGCAGUAGAAAUAAUUUGAAAAUACUCUGUUUUGUUAUCAUUUGUGGCAGUAGCCGGUAGCGACCUUUGAUCGGAAGAGAAACGUGGUCUUGCAUUGUUUUAUUUGAUAAUUUCCUGGUUUUAUUUGUGUAUUCUGCCUUGACAGAGGUUUGAUUCAAGUCAUCUUUCAUUAUGCCUCCUGCAACUAGUUCUGUUCCCCAAGCUGAUGUUAAAGAAGAAAUAAGUACUUGGUCAAAGAGAAUUGGAAUAAAUGCUGUUUUAUUGGGACCUCCAGGUGCAGGCAAAGGAACACAGGCUCCAAGGUUAAAAAAAGAAUUCUGUGUCUGCCACUUAGCAACAGGGGAUAUGCUUCGUGCUGAAGUAGCUUCUGGGUCUGAUUUGGGUAAAACUUUGAAAAAAGUGAUGGAUGAUGGUAAAUUAGUGAGUGAUGCUCUAGUGGUUGAUUUAAUUGAUAGAAAUCUGGACAAAGAGGAGUGUAAAAAUGGAUUUUUGUUGGAUGGAUUUCCUCGUACAGUUGUCCAAGCUGAGAAACUUGAUGUUCUUCUUGAGAAGAGAAAGUCUAAGUUAGAUUCUGUCAUUGAAUUUGGAAUUGAUGAUUCUUUGCUUGUUCGAAGAAUAACUGGAAGACUUAUACAUCAUCCGAGUGGGAGAUCUUACCAUGAAGAAUUUCAUCCUCCAAAAAAAGAAAUGACAGAUGAUAUAACAGGAGAACCUCUAGUUCGGAGGUCUGAUGACACAGCUGAGGCUUUACAAAAGAGACUAAAUGCAUACCACUUGCUAACAAAACCCCUGGUUGAUUAUUAUCAAAAGCGAAAUAUUCAUACUCGGAUAGAUGCUGCCUUAGAUGCUAAUAAAGUUUUUGAAAGUAUCCGUAGGACAUUUCUUAAUGCCAAAUCCAAGGAUAAAGUUAUGUUUGUAGGGUAAUAUCUUUUUUAAGCAAAGAUAUUCAACAAUUUAAAAUGAUUAUUGUGUUGCAUACUAGUUGGCAUAUAAUUAGAUGAUUUAUAACUUCAAGAUAAUUCAAGUACAAAUGUGUAAUGCUCUAUCAAAAUAUCGUACAACUCGAAUAACUUUAUAUAAUUGAAAAAGAGAAAGCUGUAACUGAUUUAAACUUUUUUACCUAAUGAGAUUACAUUUUAGAAAGUUGCGGGGGCCAAAUUAUAAUUUGAUCUUUUCUAAACUGUUCCAGUAUUUGCGUUUUAAACUGGUUCCUUAAUUCUUGAAAUGUUCAUACGUACCCCAUGUUCUUCCCAUGAUGUGUUGCUGGACUAUUUUUAAAACCUGUUGUUGCAUCAUAAUUUUUCUAAUCAAUUGUAGUUAGUUGCAUGCAAUUGUUUUUACUGAUUUGUAUUUAUUAAUAAAUGAAUUAUGUGCUAUUUUUUUUUAACCCAUUUUGAUCAGUAUUUGUAUAAUUUGACUUAUUUUCCUGAUAUGACUUUGAAAGAUAUUCUUAUCGACCUUCAAUGUUGUUAUCUGAUCUAUCUUUUAAUAUUAAUUGCAGUUUGAGGUGUAUAGUCUAUGCAAAACAUAUCAUGAAAUAAAGUUGACAUGUUUUCA
This is a messenger RNA of Parasteatoda tepidariorum (common house spider), 1706 nucleotides long. Its product is annotated as adenylate kinase. Gene Ontology annotation, molecular function: ATP binding; AMP kinase activity. Gene Ontology annotation, biological process: ADP biosynthetic process. NCBI's taxonomy places the organism in Eukaryota, Metazoa, Arthropoda, Arachnida, Araneae, Theridiidae. The record is from RefSeq and is a predicted model, not a curated record.